This is a messenger RNA of Onychostoma macrolepis, 4003 nucleotides long. RefSeq names its product zinc finger DHHC-type palmitoyltransferase 18a (gene zdhhc18a). The transcript has 10 exons. NCBI's taxonomy places the organism in Eukaryota, Metazoa, Chordata, Actinopteri, Cypriniformes, Cyprinidae. Gene Ontology annotation, molecular function: protein-cysteine S-palmitoyltransferase activity. Gene Ontology annotation, cellular component: endoplasmic reticulum; Golgi apparatus. The coding region runs from base 629 to 2032 and encodes 467 amino acids. Gene Ontology annotation, biological process: peptidyl-L-cysteine S-palmitoylation; protein targeting to membrane. The record is from RefSeq and is a predicted model, not a curated record.
CACACACAGAGGUCAGUGAGUCUCGGAAGUGAUCUUUGAUUGGUCUUCCUGAGAUGACGCAGCCCUUGCGAGUCAUUGGUCCCUUUCUUCAGGUAAUCCUCGGCUAGGGAAGUGAUCGCUGUAAGAUUCAUUACGGUUGGUCAACUUAAUAUCGACAGCGAUCGGACGGCUGAGUAACGCGAGGAGCCGAGUGUCGUUCAAAUGACGGUUGAGCAGCGCGUGAGGAGCAAUGUCGUCCACUGAGAUAUGUUAGCUUGUUGACAGCUAGUUAGUUUAGCUAAGACACCCCUAAUUUAUCGAAAGAAACAACAUGGCGUGAUAAUAUAGGAAUAAGUCGAAAUAUUCCCUUUAGGGGAUGUUUAGUUGCAAACGGAUGCGUUGAGCAACAUAUUAUGUGUUUUGUGGACUUUCGAGUUAGCUUAGUUCGAUAGCUGAAAUCAUUUUAGUACGCAAGUGAUUUGUCAGUACGUUUGUGACAGUGUCUUUAAUAAUAUGUGGCGAGGAUUUACAGCUGAUAUCUAGUGUUGCUCUAGCUUCCUCUUUGUUAGGGCUUGGCUUGUGACUAAAGUGUUCCUGAGGUUAAAUAUAUACUCCCCUAUCGCUAUACUAUUAGUCACAUUUUUUGAAAAUGAAAAAUUGCGAGUAUCAACAAAUAGACCCACGAGCGCUCGGAACAUCGAACACCCGGACCUCCACCACUUUGCCCUGUGGAAGGAAAAACUCCCAGCGCCUACGGAGGAAAUGGGAAGUUUUCCCUGGAGAAAAUCGCUUCUACUGUGAUGGGCGUAUUAUGUUGGCCAGGCAAUGCGGUGUGCUCCCGCUAACCAUCGGCCUAAUUUUCAUCACCAGUGGCUUAUUUUUCACUUUUGAUUGCCCCUUUCUGGUGCGUCACCUUACUGUCUUCAUUCCAGUAAUCGGUGGGGUGUUAUUUAUAUUUGUCAUCACCGCCCUCCUUCAAACCAGUUUUACAGACCCAGGGAUAUUACCCAGGGCUUUGCCGGAUGAGGCUGCAGACAUUGAGAGACAGAUUGAUAAUUCUGGAUCUUCAACAUACCGUCCACCUCCCCGUACUAAAGAGAUCCUUAUAAAUGACCAGGUGGUCAAGCUUAAAUACUGUUUCACAUGCAAGAUGUUCCGUCCGCCCCGGACAUCCCACUGCAGCCUGUGUGACAACUGUGUCGAGCGUUUCGACCAUCAUUGUCCUUGGGUGGGGAACUGUGUUGGGAAGCGAAACUAUCGCUUUUUUUAUGCAUUCAUAGUGUCUCUAUCCUUUCUGACCUCCUUUAUCUUUGGCUGUGUGAUCACUCACCUCACUUUAAGAUCACAAAUUGGGAGUGGUAUCAUCCAGGCAAUACAGGACAGCCCAGCCAGUCUUGUCGAGCUGGUCAUUUGCUUCUUCUCCAUCUGGUCCAUUCUUGGUCUGUCAGGUUUCCAUACUUAUCUUGUGGCCUCCAACCUCACAACCAAUGAAGAUAUUAAAGGCUCUUGGUCCAGUAAAAGAGGAGAAGAAUCAGGGAAUCCUUACACCUAUAACAACAUCUUCACAAACUGCUGUGUGGUGCUUUGUGGGCCAAUGCCACCCAGCUUGAUUGACAGAAGAGGCUUUUUACCUCCAGCUGACACACCUCAAACAAUGACCUCUGACACUGAGCUCCCUCCUUUCAGGGCUAAGAAUGACGCAAAUAUGUGCACACAGGGCACAAAGGAGCUUUUAGAAUCAAUGGCACACUCCACAGUGAUCCAGAGCACCUGCUCUCCUGGCACACCCAAAACUGCCCCGGUCACCCAAGAGAGUCUACUACGUACCGUCUCUAUCACCGUCUCUCCCCCCAACAGGCCUCCUUCUACCGGCUGCUCAGGCCACCAAGCCCGGCGCCCCAUAGAUGUUCCCUGCUCCCAGAGAGGGAACAAACGGGCCGCUCUUCACACCCAUAAACCCUUGUUGCGUGUACCCAGCCCUCCCUACUCCCUCGGCCACAGUCCACUCAUUCUUAGUGACGCUCCUGACAUGGGCUUCAUCCCACUGAACUGAGAAAAGUAUCUCUGCCACCAGCAGCCUUGUGCAAAUACUCUCCUCUCUGUUUCAACUUUGAGAACAGCAUCACACUUUUUAAGAAACUGUGACUUACUAUACUCAGGAUCCUCUCAGGAAACAUGCCAUCUUUCUACAAAUGGGAAUAAGCCUGCAUUGACUUUUUAAAUAACAGAGGGAUUUCAAGAUUGUUUUGUUCCGUUAACAUCAACAUACACUUGGUGGAGAGAUGCAAAACAUCUUCAGAAGAUGCUUUUGUUUUUCAUUCAUUUUGCACAAAAAUAUCGGCAGAUGAUGAGUGUUUUACAGAACCUCAAGCCAAUUUUUUUUUUUUUUUUUUUUUUUUUUUUUUCUGCUUGGACCUAAUGCAAUAAUUAUAUGCUUUGAAAGGUCAAUUGGGUCUAAAAAAAAAAGCCUUACUUCAGAGUCACUUCUGUUCAUUUUUUGUGGUGUUGAAGACCUUCUACAAAAAAGUAAUUGGUUAAAAAGUAUUCGCACCAACAGCCAAGUAUAUAAACAGCAGUUUUAUGAAUGGGUAUCAGAGAGCUCAGGAUUAGAGGGUUUAUGAUUUAUUUGUGUACGUGAUACAAUGUUACUGUUGUUCCAGGGGUUUUUAUCUCCUGUAUAAUGUUGCGGCUACCAGUAAGUGAAUUAACAGCUUUCAUAUUUACGUUUGUUUUGUGUCCAUUUUAAUACCGGGUUUUUCCUUCAUUGAAAAUUUUUCAGUGGCAUCCUGAAGCAAAUGUAAUAGUAUUUGAUACAAUAUCUUUCCCCUAUGAUCAUUGUCUUCAUGUUGAUUUCUGCAUUUUUAGAUGCAAAGUGCGUGAACUACAGACCACAAAACCCGUGUGACCCAUUUAAAUUGUUUAAAGUUCUGUUGAGGAAGUCAAACAUCUUAGACAACUAGUUAGCCCUAAAUUCUUAAUCAUCAAUAGUCUUGGGAAUGCAAAUGUGGAUGCACUUUGUGGUAGUAAAUUUGAUAACGCUGUUCUACAUUUAAGUUUUAACUAAUGCAUUAAUUAGUUAAUGCAUUAGGUAUCAUGAACUAACAAUGAAUGAAUGAUUUUACAGAAUUUAUUAAUCUAAUAAAUGUUAAAUUAUACAUAUACUUUUUAACAUUUCAACAAACAUUCAUGUAUUAUGAACAAACAUUACUUGGGUAGUUGACAAAUAAAAUUUGGACUGUGUCCGAUGGUGUGACAUAGCAAAAAUGUAGGAAAAAAAACUUAACAUACAAAUAACAUGAGAAAAAUGUAUCUUCAUUCUUAGAGUUACAAAUAGCAUGAGAGAGGUUUAUCUGCAGUGUUAUUUUUAUUUUUAUUUUUUUUUUACAUUUUUCUGUCGCACCAUAGGACACAUUGAUAUGUCAACUACCCACUUAACUAUAAUUUAGAUUUUACUUUUUUUUAAAAAAAGCUGUUUUCAUAAUUUUAAGCUUACCAUAUGUAAAGUGUUAAAAUUCUGUCAUUCGACAUGUAAUUGUAUAAUUAUAAAAAUUCAUUGCAUUUUGUGUAAUCAGUCAAAUUUGCAUGUGUAUAUAAGCUACCACUGAAAAUCAUUUUGAAUUGAGGAAAAACCCUGUAGUAUUUCUGACUUUUCACUGGUGGGUCAAAGAUUGUUUUCUGAUCAUUAUUAAAGUGUUUUUACUAAGCUUGAGAGAAGAACUGUUUUAACUGAAACCUUUUGCCUUGAGAUUUGAUGGAUUACUGAUGAAUUAUGAGUUAAUCAUAUCAUCAUUAAGAUUAUCAAGUUUUUUUUAAUAAAUAGGAAUCUGGCACAGUAAUAAAGUUGACAGUAAAAGUUUCACAAUAUUUUGCUCCUCUAAAAACAUAGACUUACAGAAGUUAAUCACUGCCAGCGGUGUUAGAGGAAAAAUAAAAGAAUGUAUGACUUGUGUUUUGUGUUGUUAUCCUUUUUCACCUGAAGACUUAAUGACAAAAAGUAAUAAACAAAUGUUCUUUCCUCUUGUGA